Messenger RNA from Staurois parvus, 288 nucleotides. The record is from the annotation of a GenBank genome assembly. NCBI's taxonomy places the organism in Eukaryota, Metazoa, Chordata, Amphibia, Anura, Ranidae.
AUAGGGAAGAGAUUCUCCUGUCCUGAGUGCGGGAAGGGUUUCCAUUGUAAAUCAUGGUGUCUUAAUGUGCAUAAAAAGAUCUCACACAGGGAGAAACCUUAUUCCUGUACUGAGUGCGGGAAAUGUUUUUCUGUGACAGUCCAGUCUUUACAGACAUCAGAGAUCUCACACGGGAGAGAAGCCAUAUUUCCUGUCCUGAUGUGGGAAAUGUUUUUCAGAAAAAAAAGUCACAUUUUUACAGACAUCAAAGGUCUCACUACGGGGAGAAAAGCCAUAUUCCUGUCUUGA